GAGAUAAGAGACCUUGUGUUUUUCUCUCAUCAUCUUCUCCAUCCAUUCAACCAUGUCUGCUUCACUUCUCCAACUCCCUCCUUUACAAUCACUAAAAAUCAGGUCAAAUUUCUUCAAUGGGGGUGCAUCAAUCCUCAACAAACCCACCACCACAGUCUCCAUUUCAACCACCACUCCAUCCAUUGCACCACUACAGAUUAGAGCAAUGAGAACUAUGCAAGGGAAAGUUGUUUGUUCAACAAAUGAUAAAACUGUUGCUGUUGAAGUUGUACGUUUAGCACCACAUCCAAAGUACAAGAGGAGAGUUAGGAUUAAGAAGAAGUUUCAAGCACAUGAUCCUGAGAAUCAAUUCAAAGUUGGUGAUUUUGUUCAGCUUGAAAAGAGUAGGCCUAUUAGUAAAACUAAAUCGUUUUUAGCUGUUGCUCUUCCACCUAAAAAUUCUGUUAGGACUUCACAUUUGGUGCCUAAAGAACUUGGGAUUCCACUUGAAGGAACUGCUGCUACCGAAUGAUUUGUAAUCUCUCUCAUUUUCUCUAUCUUUUUGUUUGUAAUUUUGUUAAGUUGUUUUUUGAAUUUCAGACUUUUAUGGUACUUUGUGUAGGUAUUUCAAUGUUUUAGGGUUUUAAUGUGAUAAUGUGGAUUGUUGGUUGUGAUUUAUGGUUGAAUUUGAUUGUGGGUUUUGAUUCUUAAGGUUUGGGGUUUUCAAAUUGUUAUUGGGUUAGUCGGUUUUGACCAAUUUUAGUUAUGUAGUUAAAAUGUUUGAGGAUUUGCU
Papaver somniferum (opium poppy) is the source of this 772-nucleotide messenger RNA. Its product is annotated as 30S ribosomal protein S17, chloroplastic-like. The transcript has a single exon. The coding region runs from base 53 to 511 and encodes 152 amino acids. Gene Ontology annotation, cellular component: ribosome. Gene Ontology annotation, molecular function: structural constituent of ribosome. The record is from RefSeq and is a predicted model, not a curated record. Gene Ontology annotation, biological process: translation. NCBI's taxonomy places the organism in Eukaryota, Viridiplantae, Streptophyta, Magnoliopsida, Ranunculales, Papaveraceae.